CCAGUUCAUCUCCCGUAAUGAAUAUAACAUAAAUGAUGCUCCUAUUGCGUUUCUCAAGGCAAUUGAUAUAAAAACCAAAUGACACGCUACAGCACAAUCCUUUUUGACCAUUCGAAUAUUGCAAAAAAAAAAAUAAGGCUAUUGGCACCUUGCAUGAACUCCGCAAGUCACACGCAUGUCUGGGUCAUUAUUGCCAGCCUGUCUCAUUUUUUCUUGUGCCCUGUUUUCCUGAGUGCUUCCAGAGGCAAUCAUCUAUUUCUUUAUAUUAGCCCACCUUUUUUUUUCUAACUUGCUUGCACUUUUCUUCCUAUUUUGAUUUACUUUUUACUGUUCAUCGCUUGGCCACCUUUUGUCUAUUCAUCAUGGGUCAAACACCAUCCUCCACUCGUCAUGACAAUGCGUCAACUCGAACUCUCCACUCCUCGUCCAUGGUGUCUCAGCGAUCAGGUGGUUUUUUACGACGAUUGUCACAACGGUUGCAUGCUCAUCCUACCACUCGUCGUUUUGCACGAGAUCAACGUCCUGUGCCUAGUUCAGCUUCCGUGACUUCUUCUGUGCGACGGGCCACCGUCGCCGCCACCACCGCAGCCGUGGCAGCGACCGGUCCUCUAGGAUCCGCCCACGGUCAAACUCGCUACCUCAGUUCCGAUACAGGAACACCCGUACCCGGAAUGCAAGGUCUUCACAGUCCCGGAAGAGGUGCAGCAGCAGGUGGUACCAAUGUUUCAAGUUCGGCCGCCUCGAUUGUCUCUGCGGUAUCCAAUGCAUCCGAUAUGUCUCACAUGUUGUCCGAGAUCAUCUCUGCAGCUGUAUUAAACGCCCUGCCUCAAUCCAAUGACUCGGACCGUCAAUCUUUUUUCCGUUACGUUCAGCUACCUAUGCGAUCCCCCAACUCUCAGACCCCGCCUUCUUCUACGACCGCUCCAUCUUUACCAUCACAGCAAGACGAGGCCAACCCUGCGCAUCGAAUGUUGCCGAUUUUCAUCGUUGGUUAUCGAUCCUCCACGUACGAUCCACCUACCGCCCCUUCUCUUCGACGACCGCGAUCUACCGUAUCCACUUCGUCUUCCCUUGCCACCUUGCAGUCGAUGCCACUGUCCACAUACUCCAGUCAACAGCCGCCACGGUCGACCCACUCCGCCGCAUCCACACGAGAAUCCAUCCAGGCUCCUACCAACACCAAUCAAUGGCUCAUCUACGUGGUGAGUGGACAACAGGCCCAUCCGCCUUGGCCUCUGCAUGAUAACCCGACGUACGAGGAACUGCUGUGGUUAUCCAACGUUCUCGGACCGGCCAGACCGCCUACCACGACGCAGGCCGCCAUUGAUGCUACGCUCCCAGUCAUUCUUUGGUCCGAUGACAGUUCGCAAAAGUAUAACGAACAGUGUCUCGUGUGUCUCGAUCAAUUUGCUCCCAAACAGGCCGUCCGCGUACUAAAGUGUCGCCACGUUUUCCACAUGGAAUGCGUCGAUCGAUGGCUUGUCGAAGGUCAUAAUUCUUGUCCUGUCUGUCGUGGCGUACCAGUUCAAUCGACUCCUUCACCAGCGCAGGCGCAGUAAAUCAUUGCAGUGUUUAAAGCAUCUAUCCGUCAUUAUCAUUAUAAUAUACCCUAUCUCAUUGCUACUCACUAUAAAAACAAAAAAGAAAGAAAGAGACAGAACAAGAAAGAAGC
Molecule: messenger RNA, 1672 nt
Organism: Radiomyces spectabilis
Lineage: Eukaryota; Fungi; Mucoromycota; Mucoromycetes; Mucorales; Radiomycetaceae
Exons: 2
Coding region: 363-1559 (398 amino acids)
Source: RefSeq, a predicted model, not a curated record